Molecule: messenger RNA, 972 nt
Organism: Cotesia congregata
Lineage: Eukaryota; Metazoa; Arthropoda; Insecta; Hymenoptera; Braconidae
Source: the annotation of a GenBank genome assembly
AUGUCGGUAGUAAUUUUAGACGGCGGGUUUUCCACCCAGCUUUCCGUCCACGUGGGCGAGAAAGUCGACGGGCAUCCUCUUUGGACUGCAAGAUUUCUAGCAACAAAUCCUACCGCAGUCUAUCAAACCCACCUAGAUUUUCUGCGCUCCGGAGCGGAUAUAAUAAUCACCAACACCUACCAGGCAUCUAUCGAAGGGUUUGUUCAGCACUUGGGACUAUCAAAAGUCGAGAGUUUCGAUUUAAUUACUAAAGCAGUGGACCUGGCGAAGCAGGCGCUCCAAGUUUAUAUGCUUGAAAUAAAAGACAAGGAAGUUUCUAACAAAAAACCGAAGAUUGCCGGGUCUUGUGGCCCUUAUGGAGCUUCCUUGCAUGACGGGUCGGAGUAUACAGGUGAAUAUGCUUCUAAUAUAUCAAAAGAAUUUUUAAAAAAAUGGCACAGACCUCGUAUCCAGACCCUCAUUGACGCCGGAGUUGACUUCAUCGCUCUGGAGACUAUUCCUUGCCAAAUAGAAGCCGAAGCGCUGGUGGAACUCAUCAAGGAGUUCCCGGACAUCAAGGCCUGGUUGUCCUUUUCGUGUAAGAAUGAUGGGAGGUCCAUUGUUGAUGGCAGCGACUUCAGAAGUGUCGCUUGUUCUUGCUUCAAUAAUGCAGUUAAGGGACAGCUGGUUGCUGUCGGAGUCAACUGUCUUGCUCCAACUGCUGUCACGCCUCUGUUAAAGGGAAUUCAGGAUAAGGGUGAUAAGUUUAUUCCGCUGAUUGUUUAUCCUAAUAGUGGAGAGACUUACACUGUUUCUGAAGGCUGGAAGAAAACUGGGAAUGAACCUCCGCUGGAAACUUUUAUUGAUGAGUGGUUGAAUUUGGGAGUUAGAUAUGUUGGAGGCUGCUGUAGAACUUAUGCUGAUGAUGUCGCUAAGAUUAUUGUCGAAGUCAGGAAAUGGCAGAAGAAAAAAAUUAUUCCUUGUUGUGAAUAA